This is a messenger RNA of Lutra lutra (Eurasian river otter), 2218 nucleotides long. RefSeq names its product gastrulation brain homeobox 2 (gene GBX2). Gene Ontology annotation, cellular component: nucleus. NCBI's taxonomy places the organism in Eukaryota, Metazoa, Chordata, Mammalia, Carnivora, Mustelidae. The transcript is spliced from 2 exons. Gene Ontology annotation, biological process: regulation of nervous system development; regulation of transcription by RNA polymerase II. Bases 432 to 1478 code for a protein of 348 amino acids. The record is from RefSeq and is a predicted model, not a curated record. Gene Ontology annotation, molecular function: DNA-binding transcription factor activity, RNA polymerase II-specific; RNA polymerase II transcription regulatory region sequence-specific DNA binding.
UUAAAGGUGCUGGCGGCGCCCGCCGAAGACAAGUGCGCCAGCUUCGCGCGCUCCCCAGCGGCCCGCGGGAGGCGACGGACUGCGGAUCCGACAGACGGACGCACCGACGGCUGAGAGCCGGGGCCGAGGGUGGCAGACGAGACUCGCGCGGGCUCCGACGGGCAAGCGGCGGGCAGCGGCUCCAGCGAGCCCGCGGGGCCCGGGUGCCCUCUCCACUCCGGGGCGCACGGCCUCACCCGGAGUACCCCCCGCACGCUCUCCCGCCGGGCAUGCAACCCGCUUAGGACUGAGGGUCGGCGGCGCCUGCUUUCAGGGUUCCGCUCGGCCCCUGCCCAGCGCACCCGGCUGUGCUCCCAGCGCCCGGGGGGCUUCCUGGUGGCGGCGCGGCGCGGGGACUUUUCGCCUCUCGCUGGCCUCUCCCGAGCGCGUCUAUGAGCGCAGCGUUCCCGCCGUCGCUGAUGAUGAUGCAGCGCCCGCUGGGGAGUAGUACCGCCUUCAGCAUAGACUCGCUGAUCGGCAGCCCGCCGCAGCCCAGCCCCGGCCAUUUCGUCUACACCGGCUACCCCAUGUUUAUGCCCUACCGGCCGGUGGUGCUGCCGCCGCCGCCGCCGCCGCCACCCGCGCUGCCCCAGGCCGCGCUGCAGCCCGCGCUGCCGCCCGCGCACCCUCACCACCAGAUCCCCAGCCUGCCCACCGGUUUCUGCUCCAGCUUGGCGCAGGGCAUGGCGCUCACCUCCACGCUCAUGGCUACGCUGCCUGGAGGCUUCUCUGCGUCUCCCCAGCACCAGGAGGCGGCGGCCGCCCGCAAGUUCGCGCCGCAGCCGCUGCCGGGUGGCGGCAACUUCGACAAGGCGGAGGCGCUGCAAGCCGACACUGAGGACGGCAAAGGCUUCCUGGCCAAGGAGGGCUCGUUGCUUGCCUUCUCCGCGGCCGAGGCUGUGCAGGCGUCGCUCGUCGGGGCUGUCAGAGGGCAAGGGAAAGACGAGUCAAAGCUGGAAGACGACCCGAAGGGCAAGGAGGAGAGUUUCUCACUGGAGAGUGAUCUGGACUACAGCUCGGAUGACAAUCUGACUGGCCAGGCGGCUCACAAGGAAGAAGACCCCGGCCAUGCGCUGGAGGAGACCCCGCCGAGCGGCAGCGCGGCGGGCAGCACCACGUCCACGGGCAAGAACCGGCGGCGGCGGACUGCCUUCACCAGUGAGCAGCUGCUCGAGCUGGAGAAGGAGUUCCACUGCAAAAAGUACCUCUCGUUGACCGAGCGCUCGCAGAUCGCCCACGCCCUCAAACUCAGCGAGGUGCAAGUGAAAAUCUGGUUCCAGAACCGCCGGGCCAAGUGGAAACGCGUCAAGGCUGGCAAUGCCAAUUCCAAGACAGGGGAGCCCUCCAGGAACCCCAAGAUCGUCGUCCCCAUCCCCGUCCACGUCAGCAGGUUCGCCAUCAGAAGUCAGCAUCAGCAGCUGGAGCAGGCCCGGCCCUGAGGAUCCAGGGAGAACCCGGGGCCUGGACCACCGCGGAGAAGCCACAGCUCUGGAGGGAACCGCGGUGGCUUCUGCCAUGUUUGAAGCAAAACUCAAAGUCACCCCCACCCAACUUUGGACACCCCAAGCACAUUGAGAGUAUAUUCAUUAAAAAGGCUUAAAAGACUGCUUUUGAAGGGGCUACAGCUACACCUGAAGACACACUAAAUAUUUAUUAUACUAUCCUACUUUGUACAUAGAUAUCUAUAUAAACUGGAUCUCAGCCGCAGUAUUUUGAAAGUCAUAGGACCAAACUACCCAGUAAUAUUCUCCACUCACAUUCCAGAAGAAAAACAAACCCUCUGCUGUAAUCUUCCAUGCAUAGCAGCCUCCUUUCCAUACUUUUCCAAAGGUAAACAUGACACUCCAGAACAAACCAUGGGGUUUACGCUCAUUUUUGGUUCUAUCUUCGUUUUGGGGUUUUUUUGUUUAUUUGUUUUUUUGUUUUUGUUUGUUUUUUGUUUUUUUUUUUUUUUAGUUGACUGAAAAGCAGAUGUUUUGGGGGCAUCCGGGAGAUUUGCUUUGCUUUGGUUUUGCCUGGCUUUCUUUCCUGGGGUUGCACAUCCUAUCUGAGCCAUGUUUGAAGCACGUCUCCGUUGUGUUUAAUUUAUUUCAAUGUAGCUUCUUUUCUUAUAAGUUAUGACAUUUAAACAAUCGCAGUCUUGUGAAUAAUAAAAAGGAGAGAGAGAGAGAGAAGGGGG